GCUGCCUUAGGAUAAACCUGUGGGACUGACGACGGAUGGAGCGUACUAUGUUUAGCCUACUUAUUUCAAUAAGUGUCCGCGUUACACACUCGGUAUUUUACCUUGUCCAGUUGUGUGCGUGUGUGUAUGUGUGUGAGUGCGUGCGUGUGUGCUAGCUUGAAACGAACAAUGCUAAACAACAUAAUCUGUGUGUGUUAUGAGGCUAACCAGGCCCGUGUUUGUGUUUCUUCGUAGGCUCAAGUGUGUGGUUGUGAGAUCGUCUCGAAAUCCUUUCAACACUUUUUUUUAUUAUUUAAGUGUCCUCCCUGUUGAGAGCAAUCGAAUCAACGUGACUCUUUCGCAUGCCCACUGACCAGAUUGAUUUUUCCAAAGAAUUGCCCUUGGUGUUUGCAGAGUUCCACCGAAUCAACAACGUUAACCUGCGCAAUCAAUUCUACAAGGAGCUGGACAGACACACGCCUAAACUCAUCACUUUGUUCAGAGACAAGGCCACAAAGACUGGCAAGAUAGCGGAGCAGCUAGCCAAGCUUAUGAGGAUUUCUGACCUUCAGGAACAACCUGAUGUAAAUAUGAGACGGGCCCUCGUCCUUUAUGCACUUCCUGUGUACCUGCGUGAAGAUGCCUCCAAGUUCUUCAGGACCUGUAAUUCAGCAGAUGGUCCAGACCUCACUGAGACUCCGGUGGCUCUCCUGACAGUCGUCACAGAUGACACUGCUGAUGCGGCCCUCUUCAGCCCUGAGAGCAUCUCUAUCGUCGUGGAGGAUGAAAUACUUGUGAGUGGUCCCACAAAUCUGGCUGACUCCUUUCUCCUGCUAUUUGGGUACGUCUAUGCACUAGACCUACAGUACCCAAAGAACCUUGAGCUUACAUUCACAUUUAUCCAGAAAGUUGUGAUGUGUCUUGAGGACAACAAACCACUGAAAGGGCGUCUACUGACGCUGAAGACUGAUCUGUUCAAUGUGUGAAUCACUCAGAAUGGACUAUUUGUUGAGCCGAGUAUAGAGGAAGUUUUUUGUUUUUUCCCCUCCUUUACAAAAUGCUAUCAUUUGCCUCUUCUACCUCAGAUUGAAGAUGUGCCUACUGUUCAAUUCAUGCACUGUACAUGUGUUAUGUUCUGUUGCCUAAUGCCUUUUUGAUGCACUACCUGCUAUUGCCAGUUGAAGUACGGCACAGUACAAAGCAGCACUUUAUUUGAAUGUUUUAUUUUUUUUUAAAAAGUGAGUUGCAGACUAUUUGUUAAACUGAGUGUUGAGGAAGGGUUUCUCCCCCCCCACUCUUGACAUAUUUAACAAUUUGCCUCUUCAACCUCAGAUUUAAGAUGUGGCACAGUUUGCCUCUUCUACCUCAGAUGUAACCCAUUGAUUGCUAAUACAUAAAUAUCACAACAUUGAUAUAUUGCCUAGCACAAGUUUAUGCACUGAAUAGCGUCUGUUAAAUUCAUGCACGUCACAUGUUCAAUGUUCUGUUGCCAAAUGCCUACCUUGAUGCACUACUUUGAUGUUGCCAGUUGAAGUACAGCACAGUAGAAACAAGUACUUUUUUGAUUUGUUUUAGUUUGAAAAAGUGAGUUGCAGCCUUCAAGGUACAGUAGGUGCCAAAAUGUUUUUACAGUGUUACAUUUCUCCACAUUCUAAUAGUUGUCAUUGCUGUUGAGGGUGGAUUAUACUUAAAAUUUUAUUGAAUUUUAUCAUGAAUCCUUAGUGAGUUUUUAUCAUAAUCUUUACUUGAUAAUAUGAGAUGGAGACCUGAAAUAUUGAAUCUACCCUUUGUAGCAAUGACCACUAUCAGAGUAUGGAACUAUUAACACUUACUGUACUUUAAAACACAUUUUGUUUGGCUAGAGUCAUUUCCUUUUCCUUUUUUUUUAAUUUAUGAUAAGCACUUUGUUUUGACUGAGCUCCUUUGAUUCGUGCAUUUUAAAAAGCACAUUGUGUUGAAUAAAAAAGUUGUUAAAUUGU
Molecule: messenger RNA, 1958 nt
Organism: Notolabrus celidotus (New Zealand spotty)
Lineage: Eukaryota; Metazoa; Chordata; Actinopteri; Labriformes; Labridae
Exons: 4
Coding region: 342-965 (207 amino acids)
Source: RefSeq, a predicted model, not a curated record